AUGUCUUUAUCCUUUUAUUUUAUUCUUUUUCUCUUUUCCUUUUUCUUUCUUUCUUGUUUUUCAUAUCUUGCUUUUCUCUGUGACAUUUAUUUUUCCCCUUUCUUUUAUUCUUCUCUCAUUUUUUAUUAUUCUUAUGUUUUCCUUCGUCUUCAGUUACUCUUCUUCUUUUUUCUCAGCGCUUCCUUUUAUUCUUUAGUUUUCAUUUCUUUCUCAUUUUUCACUUCCGCCUCUUCCUAUUACCUUUUUCUUUAUUCUUUCACUUUGUUAUUUUUAUUUUUGUUCUCUUGUUUCUGGGUUUUCCAUUUUCUUUUCAUUUUUCAUUAUUUGUUCAUUUCUUUCUCCUUCCUUACCUUCUGUUGUUUUUUUUUCUAUCCUCUUUCGUUUUCCUAUUCUUCUAUUUGUUUCCCUUUUUUUUUUCGUUUUCAUUAUUCCUCACUUCAUCGUCUUUUUUAUGCUCUUUCUUUUUUCGUUUUCUUUUCUUUAUUUUUCAUUUCUCCCUCAUUCUUCACUUCCGCCUUUAUUCUGUGCUUUUUUUUCUUUUUCAUCUUUGUUAUUAUUCUUGAUUUUUGUUAUUACCAUUUUUCUUAUUCCUCACUUCUGCCUCCUUUUUUUAUGUUCUUUCUUUUUUUUCUUUUGUUUUAUUCUUUUCUUUUUUUCUUUAUUUUUCAUUUCUUCCUUAUUGUACAUUUUCUCGCCUUUCUUCUGCACUUUUCCUUUUUUUUCAUUAUUUUUAUUUUUUCUUAUUCUUCAUUUCCCCCACCACAUUUCUUCCUUUUAUUCUUUUUCUUUUUCUUUAAUUAUCUUUUUCUUUUCUCAUUCUUCUUUUACUCUGCCACACUUCUGGACUCGUUCAUCUCUCUUUCUCUUUAUCGUUUUUAUUUCUUUUUAAAGCUUUUCUUGCUCCUAUUUCUUCUGUAUUCUUUUUCAUUUCCUCUUUACUGA
Acanthosepion pharaonis is the source of this 942-nucleotide messenger RNA. The record is from the annotation of a GenBank genome assembly. Lineage: Eukaryota; Metazoa; Mollusca; Cephalopoda; Sepiida; Sepiidae.